AUGAGCAACACCACCACUGCCUCCGCAUACCCGUUCGUGCGCCGGAGGAUCGGCCGGGCGCCCUCGCCUCCCACAUGGGCGUGUUACGAGCAGAUCCCGUACGACGAUGACUACAGUGACAGCGGAUCAGAGGACAACUCGUGCUCGGAGGACGACGAGGAUUAUGGGCGCAUCGUCCACCGUAGCAGCGACGUCUCGGACGGAGAUCGCCACGGCGUGCAUGAGAGAGAGGAACAUGCGGGUCGCCCAGACGGUGGCAUGGAGAUUGAUGAGAGCGACGAAGCCAUGUCCGAGCAGAAGAUUGCCGAACUGAAGAAGGAUGUCAAAGGCAAGCAGCGUGCCAUUGAUCCUGAACCUGAGAGCCCCAAGAGACAGCAUCGGCGAAAGCGCCGCCAGCCUGUCUUCACUCUGCGACCGAUCCUGACCAUCCAGAGGAGCCAAGGAUUUGUAUGGAACCAGGAUCUAUUUGUCCCGCCGUAUAUCAAGGACAGAUAUGUUGCCUCCACGUCUCCGCCGAAUGGUUCUGGAUUCAUUUCAUCCUCGGUGUCGUCCAACAACUCGUCCACGAUGGAUUACGAGGUGGAGGUCGUGGAAAUCCGGGUGAAGGAGGGCGAGCUCAACGAUAUUCUUCCCCAUUGA
Fomitopsis serialis is the source of this 639-nucleotide messenger RNA. RefSeq lists its product as uncharacterized. The coding region runs from base 1 to 639 and encodes 212 amino acids. The transcript is spliced from 3 exons. The record is from RefSeq and is a predicted model, not a curated record. NCBI's taxonomy places the organism in Eukaryota, Fungi, Basidiomycota, Agaricomycetes, Polyporales, Fomitopsidaceae.